Molecule: messenger RNA, 1005 nt
Organism: Camellia sinensis
Lineage: Eukaryota; Viridiplantae; Streptophyta; Magnoliopsida; Ericales; Theaceae
Source: RefSeq, a predicted model, not a curated record
AUGAAAAAAAUUGUGCUCGCAUGUGUCGUAGCAGCCACUGUUUUGGUGGUAGUUAUUGGAUUCUUAUAUAUGCUGAGAAAAUAUCAACAAAGUAAAGUGCGGACUCCUAAUUCUGUUGAAUUGUUAUCAACCGUGGAGCAUAGAUUGAUUUGUGUUGCUACAAGUAAUUUUAGCGAAGCAAACUUGCUUGGAGUAGGAAGUUUUGGUUCUGUUUACAGAGGAAUGCUUUCGGAUGGGACAGAUGUAGCGGUAAAAAUUCUAAAUUUGCAAGUUGACGGAGCUUUCAGAAGUUUUGAUGCAGAAUGUCAAGAGCUUUGUGUUGCUACAAGUAAUUUUAGCGAAAACUUGCUUGGAGUAGGAAGUUUUGGUUCUGUUUACAGAGGAAUGCUUUCGGAUGGGACAGAUGUAGCGGUAAAAAUUCUAAAUUUGCAAGUUGACGGAGCUUUCAGAAGUUUUGAUGCAGAAUGUCAAGUGUUGCGAACAGUCCGUCAUAGAAAUCUUGUUAAAGUCAUAAGUUCAUGCUCUAACCCUGAGUCCGAGCCUAUUGUUCACUGUGAUUUGAAGCCAAGCAACGUUCUGUUAGAUGAAGACAUGGUUGCUCAUUUGGGUGACUUCGGCAUUUCCAAAAUUUUAGUUGAAAAUAGGAUUGCAACACAAGCCCAGACUUUGGCUACCCUUGGCUAUGUUUCCCCAGAGUAUGGUUUGGAAGGAAGAGUUUCAAUGAAAUGCGACAUAUACAGCUAUGGAAUGAUGUUGCUAGAGAUAUUUACAAGAAAGAGACCCACCGAUGAAAUGUUUGCUGGGGAACUGAGUUUGAGACAAUUGGUGAAAGGAUCACUUCCAAACUCAGUAGUGGAAGCGGUGGAUGGCAACUUGUUAAGAUUAAUCGAAGUCAGCGAAAACAUGAUCGCUUAUCUUUUACUAAUCUUGGAAGUAGGUUUGGAGUAUUGUGCAGAAUUGCUUGAAGAGAGAAUUAACAUAAAAGAUGUGUUUGUAUUUCUGUAA